Messenger RNA from Mytilus californianus (California mussel), 8188 nucleotides. RefSeq names its product carboxylesterase 5A-like. Gene Ontology annotation, cellular component: cell surface; synapse. NCBI's taxonomy places the organism in Eukaryota, Metazoa, Mollusca, Bivalvia, Mytilida, Mytilidae. The transcript has 3 exons. Gene Ontology annotation, molecular function: signaling receptor activity; neurexin family protein binding. The record is from RefSeq and is a predicted model, not a curated record. The coding region runs from base 25 to 1788 and encodes 587 amino acids. Gene Ontology annotation, biological process: modulation of chemical synaptic transmission; chemical synaptic transmission; synaptic vesicle endocytosis.
AAAUACCCAGCAGAGGAACAGUCCAUGAUGAUUUCAGUAAAGUUAACAGUUCUGCUAUAUGUAUUAUCACCAGCUUUCUCUAAAGAUUUACAAGAAGUAACAAUUAGUACACCACUCGGUGGACUUCUCGGUUUACGUCGGAAGUUAUUGAAUGAGACUGUUUAUGAAUUUAAGAACAUACCGUUUGCAAAAGCACCGGUUGAUAAUUUACGGUUCGAGAAACCACAGCCGUAUGGAUCAUGGGAUAAUACCUUAGAUGCAAGACACUUUGGUCCGUCAUGUUAUCAAGACUUGGCCGGAAUGGAAUCCUAUCUGCAAAAUACAAAUAUCUCCGAAGAUUGUCUUUUUCUCAAUAUAUAUAUUCCACAUCACGUUUCGACCGAAAGUAACAAAUCUGUUAUGGUCUGGAUUCACGGCGGUGGUUAUUAUACUGGGCAAGCCCAGUUAUAUGACGCAGCAUAUAUAGCUGUUGCAGGCGAUGUUAUAGUUGUUACUAUUCAAUACCGUUUACAUAUUUUUGGUUUCUUUGCAACCGGCAAUAGUAAAGGAAAUUAUGGAUUAUUGGACCAGAUUUUGGCAAUACAGUGGGUUAAAGAUAAUAUAAAUUCGUAUGGCGGAAACAGUGAAUCUGUUACAAUAUUCGGAGAAUCAGCUGGUGCAUUUAGUGUGGGUUUAUUAUCUAUAAUGCCACAAAAUCAAGGACUUUUUCAAAGGGCUAUAAUGCAGAGUGGAACCGCCCUCUCAGAACUCACCAUGGGAUCAAUAACACGCUAUGCUUCAUCACAGGUAGCAAACAAUGUAGGAUGUUCUCAAUCAGAUCCUGGGAAAAUAACUCAAUGCAUGAAAUAUGUAGAUGCAAACGUUAUAUUAGCAGAGCAAGGAAAACGAUUUUCUUCUAGUCUUAUCCAAAGUACAUUUGCCCCGGUAAUUGAUGGCGAAUUGUUGCCAAUUCAACCAAAACAAUUGUUACUUAAUUCAUCCGCUUCUAGUUUUUUUAAGUCACUGGAUGUCAUCAUUGGAAUAAAUUCAGGAGAGGGUUCGCUUUUGUUAGAUUUUUUCCUAUACGAAGGGGGUCAAAAUCUUUUUCAAUUCAACGCAUCAGAUUAUAUACCAAAACGGAUUCUUUGUGAAGUUCUUGUUCCUGAUCUUGCGAAUGUAAUGUACAAUAAUAACACCGACAUAGCCAUUUCUAUAUGUGAUAAAUACGGUGCAGCAUUAACACGUGACCAACUUAGUAAAGAUAUUCUAAAUUCAUAUUCAGACCUUACGUUUAUGGUCCCAGCAGUCGAAUCACUGCGCCUUCACACAGGUAACGGUAAUGGAAAACAAUUUCAGUAUAUCUUCUCACCACAGUCUACAAUACCUUAUCCAGAGUGGUUUGACGGUUCAGCGCACGCCACUGACCUAAAUUAUUUUUUUUUCCCGGGAACACUUUCCACAGACCAAGAUGGAGAGCUAUCUUUAAAUUUAUUGAGGUACUGGACUAAUUUCGCCAAAACAGGAGAUGUCAAUGGAGUAGACCUACCAAAGUGGGAAGAAUAUGACACAACAAAUGAACAUUACAUCAAUUUAAAUAUCAACAUUACAACUGGUCAACAUAUGUUUGAGGACCGUGUAGACUUCUGGCUGAAUGAAAUCCCCAGAAUAUUAAACCCAUCAUCAUCAACACGCAGGCCAAUAAUACAAACAUCUCCGACUAAUGGCAGUCAUAAAGUAUACAGACAUGAACUGUUAAUAAGUUGCUUUCUCUUGUUGUAUGUUGUGUUGUGUUUCUUUAGAUCGAAUUAACUAGAGUGUUUUACAUAUAUUAAAAUAAUAUUGAUAUUCCGCUGCACUUUAGGAGGUAGUAAUCUGUAAGAAAGUCAGCACCCUUGUUUUAACUAACAUUAACUGUUUUUCGCUUUUUAAAGCUUAACUUAAAUUUAAGCUUUUACGUAAAUGAUUUUCAUUUUUCUUGUGGUCGGAUGUUUUUAAGCCCUUACUUGCUUGGUAUUCUUGGAUGUCUUUGUGAAACUUAGAAUCCAGUUUUUCAUGAGCGGAGUAUUUAUCAUAUCAGUAUAAUAAAACACUGCUCUUUAUGAUUCAUAGUGGUAUUUUCUUAUCUAAAACAUUAAAAUGGUAAAGUUUUAUAUAUAUAGAAAUAACUCAUAUUUUAUUGAUACAACUAAAUUACUAUUUUUGUAUCUGAAUAGAAAAUUCUCAUUUGGGCAGUAUUCGUUCUAAAUCUGUUCAUUGAGAUAAACAAUGCGUUGUCAAACAAAGAUAUUUUGUAAACAAAAUAUAGGAAAUCCUUAAGUCUUUAUUUGAAUUUACAUUUGUAUUAGUUUUGUUUUAGCAAUAUAAAAUUAUGGCCCGUAGAAAAGGUGUUUAUCCAAAAUUGUCAACACGAGAAAGUUAUUUCAUUGAGGGCGCAGCCCGAAGUGAAAAGAUUUUUAAGGGUUGACAAUUUUAGAUAUCAUCUAAGGGGUCAUAAUUGUUUUAUUAUACCGAUCUGUAUAUAUCAGUGGAAGGGCUCUUUGAAUCAUUGAAAAAAACACUUACUAUAUUCUUUAUUAACAAACAUAAGUUGAUGUUUUAACAUUAUACAUUUUUGUCCUAGAAUUUCUUAUAUCAUCAUAUGUACAACAAAGGUAGUAUCUUUUUGUCAAAUAUUGGUGGCCCUGAAAAGGACCGUUUAUAAGAGAUGUCAUCGGCACUAAAUGCAAGUCCAAAGUCUUAUUUCCUCGUUUCUCGAUGGGCUUUCUGUAACGUGAACGCUGCCAUUUUGUUUAUUUACAUCAGUGACGUCAUUUUCAUGGGAAACAACUCGUGUACAAAUAAAGAAACUCAAAAGGUUAUUCGCCGGUGAAUAAUAGGAUAAUAGGAUUAUUCACCGCUGGUGUAAAUUCUAAGGGUUGUUCGUCCUUCCUUGCAAUUAAAUGAAAAUUAACUGAAUUAUUACAUGCCACAUGAUAACGUGCAUCUUCACUAGCCAAAGAUUACGAUCCGAUUACCUCCUCUCCACCCUUGGCGGAUUGAGAUAGAAUUUCGGAGACACAAGGAAGUGAUUUUUAUUGGUUGCAGUCGUAACUGGCUGCAUCCAAUCAUAAAGCACCUAUAACAUGAUCACGUGUAAAUAUAGAAAAUGAAGGUAAACAAUUGCUACGUGCUGAUUGUGCAACAAGUCUUUGCACCCCAAAACAUACGACGAUAUUUAGUGACAAUUUAAAAGUUUUUAAUCAACUAAUAACAAGUUCUUGUGCAUGUGUCUUGCACAAAUGUUGGAAUGUCAACGAAUAUUUUCGUUUCCUGCUUCAACAAGUUUGUAGACUCUAGACGCUACCGUGUUUUCAUCUCCACACUGAAGAGAGUUCAAAUGCUCCCAUUGGUCAAGAAUAAUGUAUUCGAAAUGGGCGUGACGUCAAUCAACCGAUAGAUGGCGCAACAAUUUUAUCACAGAUGUUGGCUUAAUCUGCCAAGGGUGGAGAGGAGGUGAUUGGAUCGUAACCCCUGGCUUGCGAAGAUGGAUAACGUGUUACCCAAUAUAAUUGUUUGUAAUAUAUGCAAGGUAUAAUAAUUACAAGUGAACACAUUUCGUAUUAAUAACAUUAAAAUAUCUGACGAAGGAAACAACCUUAAUUUUUCUAUAACAAUGAAUGGUUGUACAGAAAUAUUUCUAACAUCACUGACAGGCGCUUAGGGCCCUACUAUUUACAGUUUCAAUUCUUUUUAUUAGUAAUCUUUAAAUUUUAAAUUAUUUUAACUGGUCUUAUGUGUUUUUGCUUUCAUUAAUAUGUUAAAAAAAUACGGUUUAUUUUGACUAUGAUUCCUAAAUUCUGAGUUUUAUCGGUAUAAUAUUUUUAAAAAAUUCAUGCUGGAGUUCCCAGAAUUAUUUUGUGAACAAAGAGAUUAAGUUGGAUGAAGUUGGAUUAUGAUAUUUGACUAAUGAAUCAAGGUAAAAACAGGUAAAACUUGAGGAACGAAACAGACCGAAAACGUUUUAUUUUGACUAUAAUUCCUACAUUUUGAAUUUUAUCGGUAAAAUAUUAAAACAUUCAUGCUGGAGUUCCCAGAAUUAUUUUGUGAACAAAGAGAUUAAGUUGGAUUAAGUUGGAUUAUAAUAUUUGACUAAUGAAUCAAGGUAAAAACAGGUAAAACUUGAUGAAUGAAACAGACCGAAAACGUUUUAUAUAUGACUAUAAUUUUUAAUGGUUUCAUAUCAUAUAGUUUUAGCAUAACGUCUAUUAAAUUGAAUACUUAGUAGUACGAAAUUGUCAUUAGAACACAUUCCAAUAGUCCAUUAUUGUUAAACAUACAGAGAUUUCACAAAGUUGUAGUCAAUAGGCAAGAGAUGAGAAGCAACAUCAGAAUACCGAAUCAGAGUGAUUCAAUGUUUCAAGUCAGUUGUAGAGCUCUCGAUAUUUUUUUUGUCUUGGGAACAGGUUUUAAUUUUCCUCAGCUCUGUAUAACAGACGGUACAUGCAUGGGUGGCUUCUUCGAUUUUAAAAACUUUAUCAUACUAAUAUAAAAAAGAAGAUGUGGUAUAAUGGCAAAUGAGACAACUCUCCACAAGAGACCAAAUGACACAGAAAUUAACAACUAUAGGUCACCGUACGGUCUUCAACAAUGAACAAAGCCCAUACCGCAUAGUCAGCUAUAAAAGGCCCCGAAAUGACAAUGUAAAACAAUUCAAACGAGAAAACUAACGGCCCAAUUUAUGUACAAAAAAUGAACGAAAAACAAAUAUGUAACACAUAAACAAACGACAACCACUCAAUUACAGGCUCCUGACUUGGGACAGGCACAUACAAAAUAAAGCUGUUUUGGUGUGUGCCUUGACCACAUUCUACAAUUUGAUGUGCCGCUGCGUGAGUGAUUUCCAAAUGAUUUGGUGUAUUAGGACCUUCUGCUGCAUAAUGUUUCCAUAGGGUUUAUUUGCCUUCCACCUAGUUAUUAGUUAUAUAAUAAGUAAAAGCAAAAGUUAGUAUAUUAGUUACUGCACCAUCAAUGUGUUCAAAAACCAAACAUCUUCAACAGUGUUGGGUGGCAGAAGUGGAAGAACAGCAGCUCUCCGAUCAAGUAGAUCGAUGUUGUCGUUUUCUGUGUAUGCUGUCUGCAAACCACAUGUGUAUGCGUUCCCCAUAUCAAAGCUCAAAUUUACUUGGCUUAUAAAUAAUUACUGCACUUCUCAUAAUUAGAAUACUUAUGAUUUUUAAUGUAUUUGUAAAUGGUCUUUAAAUAUGAAAUUUCCCUUUAAAUGAAUAAAUUUGCGACAAAAGAGACGAUUUGUCAUUCCCUAUUGUUAAAUUUCCUUUUUUAGACGGCAAUGUUCCUUUUGCUUCAUCAUAUGGUGUUUGUAUAUCCCAACUCGUUCGGAUGAGAUUUUAACGAACGUAAUCAAUGCAUCACUGGUAAAUUAUUAAGUCAGGGAAUUCGUUACUAUAAAUUCCUUUAAAUUUUUUUAUAAUUUGGCUGUACCUAUACAAAACAUAUUUAAAAUGGUAUUCUAAAUUUUACGGCAACAUUGUAAUAAAAGCGCGAAAAUCACUAUGUGAUCCGUGUAAACUCAUCGAAUCUUUAAACAAACUUAUUAGUAAAGGCUAUCUUACCAAUGUUGUAAUUAGAUCUUUGAAUAUAGUUUACAUUGGCACAAAUAUCGAUUUUGUCUUCAGCAAAUUGAAACAUAUCUAAAUGUGUAUUCUUUUCAAGCGGGGUGUAUAGAGACACAUCAUUUUUUUCUAUAAAGAAGAUAACUCCUAACUAUCCUACUGCCUGUCGAUACAUUUUUUUUUGGCAUUCCACAAGUCUUCUUUGACUGUCCAUGAUUGUAAAAUACUAAAUCCCUUGGAUGUGUUUUAGUUGAGUUUAGUCUCUGAUGCAUGAUUUUUUUUAUUAUACAUUGUUUUUGGCUUUGAAUUAGCUGCCAGUAAGUGCGAGUUCUCUCAAAUCGUACUUUCCUAGUAAUUUGACCAAUUGAUACUAUUUGUAAUACUUUUUUGUUAUUUAAUGAUUACUCAUUCAGGGAUAUAUAUCGUCUAUAUAUCAGCUUUGAUAAGUGUUUGGUAUUACUAUAAAUUUUCACUUCUUAUUACUAUGAACAAAAAAAUUAUAUAAUUUUGAUAUUUCCCUUCGUCAUUUAAACUGUAUACCUUACCACACAAUUGUUUUCAUUUACCUGUGUAAAUCUUUGUAUAUGGUGGCUUUUUUUUUCAAGGUUAUUGUUGUUAUUUGAAAUUGUAAAACAUUUCACAGCGGUAUACUAAAGUUGCCUUUAUUUAUUCACCCCUUAUUUCUAUUGAUUGUGUAUAAUCAUUGUAUCAAAGAUCAAAUGUAUUUGUUCAGUGUAUGUUCACUAGUGUUAAUACAUGUAUCAACAACAUUGUUUUUUAAAUCUAUGGAUUCUCAGUUUGAUUUGAGGAUUUUGAGACAAUUUUAAAAACUUUUUGGUCUAUUUUAUGUGUUUUCUAUACAAAUGUUCACAUAUUUUGAAAAAAGCCAAUAACUAUUAUUUCAGAAAAUCGAAGGGUUAAUUGCAUUAUAUUUUCGAUUUUCAGUUAACGUGUAACAAGCCGAUGUUGUAUGCAAAAUUUUAACAAAAUAUAUGAUAUAGCCCUUAUACUGUAACUUGACAUUAAUCCUAGGUUAUAGCUAGCUAACCACCCAUUUGUAUGACAGACGAGGUCUUAUAUAUACAAGUUAUUUUAAACAAGUAGUUUUGUUCGAAUUCAACUAUCAAUGAAAAAAAUAUUUAUUAACCGGAAUUUUCAGAGAGGUUUUUAAAUGUUUUAUCAAAUUUGCGAUAAAUCUUGACAUUAAGUUAUAGACCCGUGUCACUGCCUCUUAUAUGAGUACGAUAGUAAAAUAUGUUAUCAUAAAAGUUUCAAAUAUGAUUUAUAACUGUUUAGACCAACCAUCAUCUGAUAGUAUUUAUUAACACAAUUUUACUUGCUAUUGAUGUUAAAUUAUCAACCGGUAUUUCUUUGCUGAUAUAAGCAAAACGUUUUAUAUAGUAUAGAUUAAGUUUACUUGCUUAAUCUUAAGAAAUAUGAUAUAAAAAAUGACCUCUUAAGUUGGCUAGGGAGUAACAUUUUUAUCGUUCCUGGAGAGUUUUGGUAAAUGAUGCGUUAUCUAAUGUUGGUUAAUUGAAAGCAGAUGUAAUUCAGGAAUCUGCUUUGGGGCCUCCAUUUUUUUUCCUAAUAUUCAUAACCGAGAUCACAGAUAAUAUUACUAAAUUCUUUGCCUAAUUGUAUCUUAUGUUACAUCUUUAGGUCACAAAGGUCAAACGGAAUUUAUUUACAGAACAUGAUUAACUCUGACAUGACCCAUUUGAAGAAAUGGUCGGAUAGACGGAUGACCAAAUUUGACCAACAUAAAUCUGUCAUUUUGGUCUUUUAUGUUAGUGAUAUUGACUGUAAUCUAUCGCUUGAGUUUGAACAAACAAUACUUCAUCUAAUAAAUCUUCAUUAACAUUUGGAAAUUAGGUGGAGUAGAGACUGUGAUAAACGUAGUGAUAAAUUAAUCAAGAUGGUUUCAAACAAAUGUAUGUACUUUGGAAACAUGAAUUUAAACUAUAGGAAUUAUUUAGGAUACUAUUUACCUUACCUUUUAGGCCCGUACCAGAAUAUGUAUCAAUGGGACAACAUUGUUUACACGAAUUCUGGUAUAUUCCAUAAGAUUCAACUUGACGCAGCGCAAAUAAUCACAGGGUUUAAACAUUCGCCUGACAUUAUGACGAGUUUCUUUUUAAAAGCUGGGACGAUGCCACUGUUGGCAGAUGUUUUGUCCACGAGGUUUACCUAGCACAGUAGUCAGCACUUCUUUGUUGGGGUGGGAAAAUUAAAAACAGAGAAGUAAAAAACAUUAAUUAUUUAAAAUCAUAAUAAAUCAGGCACAUGACUAUGAAAGGGAACUUGUGACACCUAUAGGCUUAAAUCCUAGUUCAUAUAGUAUAUUACACAUCCAUCCAGUAGGUUAAUCAUGGAUCAUCAUUCUUUUUUUUUUAGCUUGAGCUAGUAAUAUUAUAGAACUCUUUAUAUAUUAACUUUUUAAAAUGCAACAAAAAUACUACGUAGAUAUCGAUAUGUGAACGUUCUUUACACCAAGUUACAAGAAAUUCAUGUAAUGCACGAGUGUGUGCAUCUGUGACAAACUAUUUUUGUCUUUUUUUGCAAAACUUAAUUUUAUGAAAUUAAAGUCUUUAAUAUUUUUA